AUGAACACCCUCCUGAUAUCUCUCACAACAUUCCUCGUGCUGGCUUUACAUGCCCAGGCUGCUAUAACAGGUCAACAGUAUUGUAAUAGGUACAUGUGUGUAACUGGACAGCAUGACAGCGACAAAAAUCUUGAUACUUAUACACUUCAACCGCCUAUUGGGACGAAUAUCCCUGUGAGCCAAUUUGGCUGGAUUGCGAUUGGAUUUGGCAAUACUAUGAUCAAUACACCUAUGGUCAUAGCCUGGCCCAACUCUGAUGGCUCGAUCACUCUCUCGCAGCGGAAAACGAGCAAUCACGUUACUCCUAUUGUCGAUUCGAACCCACCUCGGAAAGCUACCCUUCUGAGCUCCUCAUCAUUCUCCAACUCCUCCACUACAUCUAUAACCUUCACUGUCCCUUCCAACUCCAGUGCCACCAACUCUACCAAUCUCAUAUGGGCUUAUGGGAACAAGAAUCCAGGCAGUUCGUCAUCUUCUACGUCUAGUCUGGCUCAACAUCUAGCAAGUGGGAAUACGCAAAUAUCAUUGUUGGCCAAUUCUCUGCCUAAUACAACGACGACGAGUGGUAAUGGAACCACGUCGGUAUCUGCAGGAGGAAGUACAGGUGGUAGUUCUAAGCAAGUCUUGAUAGCUCAUGUAGCUUGUGGAGGGAUAGCCACGAUGGCGAUAUUGCCGAUAGGUAUAUUGGUACCGAGAAUAUCGAGAGGUUUGACCAUGCACGGAUGGUGGUUCCCUGUGCAUGGAGCUUUGAAUGGUCUGAUAGCUUUCGGAUUGAUCGUAGCUGCUUUUGGUAUCGCCAGGGCAAAUUUCACUGGAGGGUUCAAUUCGACUCAUAGGAAACUUGGCUUGACCCUCUUCAUCUUAUCGAUCAUCCAGACUCUACUGGGUAUAUUAACACAUUGGUGGCAACCCAAACAUCGCUUGCAAACCAAAAGCGGUAGAGGUCCGGUUAAUUUAUUGCAUAUGAUAUUGGGCUUGGUCGUAGUGGGUAUAGGAUUUGGUACGGUUUGGUGGGGCCUAGACGAAGAAUGGGAAAGAUGGUCAGGAAGUGGGAAACCCAAUGUAGGAUGGAAAGUCGGAUGGGGCUUGGUAGUCGGUAUCACUGCUCUGGCCUACUUAGGCGGCUUCUACUUCUUACCCCGACAACUGAGGAUGGAGAAAGAAAGACGUCAAUGGGCAUCCAACGUAUCGAAUGGGAAUGGACAUCCAACAAGCAAGUUCGUGCCGACUACAAGCAAUAAUAGCUCGUUGCCACCGCCACCACCGCCAACACAUACUCGUCCACUUCAACCACCACAAUCUGUGGUCAUUACCAAUACGAAUACUAGUACGGGAUACGUACCUCCUCCGCCACCUAGGAGGUUACCACCUCGUAUAUAA
Kwoniella botswanensis is the source of this 1380-nucleotide messenger RNA. RefSeq lists its product as uncharacterized. The record is from RefSeq and is a predicted model, not a curated record. The transcript has 9 exons. NCBI's taxonomy places the organism in Eukaryota, Fungi, Basidiomycota, Tremellomycetes, Tremellales, Cryptococcaceae. Bases 1 to 1380 code for a protein of 459 amino acids.